AUGAACAAGAUGUCGAAGAAAGGUCUCGGUAGCCGAUUCGAAUGGGUAAGAAAUAAGAAAGGAAAGAUGCCACCACCACACCGUAUAUUCAUGGAUGCCGUAGAGCUCAUGGUCAUUGGUGGGCCACAUCCCAAUACGAAGUCUCAAUCGUUAGAUGUCGACGUACUAUUAAUGGGUCCCGCCUGA
Molecule: messenger RNA, 186 nt
Organism: Dovyalis caffra
Lineage: Eukaryota; Viridiplantae; Streptophyta; Magnoliopsida; Malpighiales; Salicaceae
Source: the annotation of a GenBank genome assembly